AUGGAACACAACUUCUCCCCGUGGCAAAGUUCCCCCGACCGUACGUGGUUCACAAGUGGGAGCCCCGACAAGUUGCCAUCUGCUCCGUCUCACACGCAGGCAGCCCAAGGCAGGGUGCGAAAGACAGCGAGGAUGGCGUCGUAUAGCAGCCAUGUUCAAUGCCUCUACGGGGAAGGAUUGGACUGCAUCGCAGAUGAAGAACUACUGGAAGAAUUCACGCCCCGGACCAUUGGUAGGAAGCGAAAAUUAAGGAGAACCCUAAGUACGCAAAGUACAGAAACAUCAACUGUAGCGAGAUCUAUGACACGUACGGCAGAUUAUUCGGCGACACUGGUGACUCAAGGAAAUAUGCGUUGUCUCCAACCAAGCUGUCGCAGCGUGGCUUCGAUCUGGGAACAGAUAGCGACAGGGAGUACGAAGGUGACAAGUUCCCCAUUAACGCGGAGGCCACAGAUUCCUGCCGCCCAGUCGAGGGUCGUGCUACUUCCUCCAUGA
Fraxinus pennsylvanica is the source of this 495-nucleotide messenger RNA. The record is from the annotation of a GenBank genome assembly. NCBI's taxonomy places the organism in Eukaryota, Viridiplantae, Streptophyta, Magnoliopsida, Lamiales, Oleaceae.